Rubroshorea leprosula is the source of this 1043-nucleotide messenger RNA. Lineage: Eukaryota; Viridiplantae; Streptophyta; Magnoliopsida; Malvales; Dipterocarpaceae. The record is from the annotation of a GenBank genome assembly.
AUGUGGAGAUUGAUAGGAAUAGCAUCGGGAUUAAGAGUGAUCUUAAUGAUGAUUUCAGUUUGAAUUUGUGGUGAAACGAUAAUUAAUUGUGGAUAUUUUGAUUAGGUUCUUGAUCGUUCUGUCAGUUAGUACGUGAAUUGAGUGCUCGGUUUUAUCCAAGUGAAGUAAGUAAAUUUAUGGUAAUGCCCGUACUGUUUUAAAAGUAUGUUUUGAUUUGUUUUUGAAGUGGUGGCGAGACUAAACCCGUUUUACACAAGUAUGAUUGAUUUGAAGUGAAAUGUUUUGUGCUUUUCAUGAAAUUGAGCAUGCCUACUUGAAAUUUAAGUGACUGUCCUGAUGAUCUGAAAGUGAUUGUGAAUUGUGAUUUUCCUGUUAACUUCUGCUUGUUUUGUCUCCGAUGUGGUCAUGUUAUUCGUGACCUUGCUAGUGGGGGAGGUUAUAAACGCUAGCACAUGUCGACAUGUUAGUGAUAGAGCCGGUUCGUUCAACCCAGCUAGUGGGGGUUAUACACCAGCAAAUCGUGGCCCUGCUAAUGGGGAUUAUACACUGGCCAUGACCUAUAGAGGAGACGUCUAUUUUGUGCCCGUACUGUAUCUAUAUUCGUGAUUGUACUUGUUGGCAUGCUUUAAGUUUGAUAAUGGGCACUCCAUGUUUUACUUAUUGAGUUUAUCUCAUAGUUUUCCUUGUCCACCAUUUCAGGAAAUGAAACCGAGGACAGGGAAACCACGGAAAGUGACGAGUUAGAAGGUUAGCUAUUUCGAGAUUGAUUUAGAUUCUAGAGAUCAUGAUCUUGUAAGCUAAAGUGUAUUUGGAGAUUUAUGAUCGGAGAAAUCUUAUAAUUUGAUCUUCAGAUUUUGAUGGUAUCAGAUUGUGGUGUGAUAAGUUCCGAGUCUUGUGCAUUUGUGGGACCCGUCUCACGAGUGUACGGCGUCUGUCGCGUCUCGAAAUUGGGUUUUGAAGUGUAACAGUUGGUUUUAGAAAUAAUUGGUUAUCAAUUGGGCUCAAUAAAUGUAAUUGAUUACAAAUUAAGUAAUGGGAUAUGU